UUUCCCAUUGGCUCCAGCUGUCAGAUUGCCUGAAGAAAAUGUAUUUUCUGCCUAAGUCUUUAACCAAGGGCUAAGGCAACAGUUAGUAAAGAAUAGGAGAGAGAAAGACCAAGGGGCCCAGAGGCUGGAAAGACAGGCAGGUGCUUAUUCUGGGCCAGAAUGAGUGAACCAAGGUGCGGGAAUGGGCGGCCACAUGUGAGGGCUUUGGUACUGUUGGAAACAUCUGUAAAGUUCUAGUGAAGAGUCCCAGAGCGCAGGACCCUGACCUCAGGAGAGAACUGAAUCAGGGUUUGUAUACCUGCCUGCAUGCUCUCCCUCCCCAAAGUGUAUAAAGGACAAAUUGUAUUUCAAACAAAGACCAUGUAAAAGAAAGACCUUCAGGCAUCCCCAACUCUUAAAAGGCUCGGAUCCCCUGAGACACAGUGCCUACCAAUGCCUGUGCGAUGCAGAGCCUCACGAAGAACUGAAAACCAAGGAGAGGGCACUUGCAGAUGACGUUGCUCCCAUGGCAGCGUCUGUGCCCGUGGGCUUCUCUCUGUGGAAAAUGGUGGAGGCUGCUUCUGCCCCAGGAGGGAGAAACACCGACUCCCUGGCUUUGGCGCCAGAAGCCUGGAUCGGCUGCCAGGUGACUUCUAUUUCUAUCUGGUUCUCGUCUGGGGGGGCCCUGGCCGGGCAGCCCCCCAACACUUCUCCUGCCCUGAAACACGGCUCUAGCCAACCUGCUCCGCUGCUUCACCUGCGACCGUCUCUGCGGGGGCUGCACGGCCCCAGCCCCUCCAGCCCGCCAGGGCAUUGUCCUCCAGCCCGUCAUGCCCAGCUGUGACCCCGGUCCGGGCCCUGCCUGCCUCCCCACCAAGACUUUCCGCAGCUACCUGCCCCGCUGUCACCGCACUUACAGCUGUGUCCACUGCCGUGCACACCUGGCCAAACACGAUGAGCUUAUUUCCAAGUCCUUCCAAGGGAGCCAUGGCCGAGCCUACCUGUUUAACUCCGUGGUCAACGUGGGUUGCGGGCCAGCUGAACAGCGCCUCUUGCUCACGGGGCUCCACUCGGUAGCUGACAUUUUCUGUGAGAGCUGCAAAACCACACUGGGCUGGAAAUAUGAACAAGCUUUUGAGACGAGCCAGAAGUACAAGGAAGGGAAAUACAUCAUUGAAAUGUCACAUAUGGUGAAGGACAACGGCUGGGACUGAGGGGCUCAGGCAGGCUGUGCCCUUCCUCCGCAUGCCCCUCCCUCCCCUCGGCCCUGCCAAGCAGUCUAUACCAGCAUGAGUACUGCCCCACCCCUGGGGGAAACCUGGCUCCAACCAACCCCUCCCCUGCCUCCACCAUAUCCACUACCAGGCACCCUUCAGAACAGGGGUCUGGGGGUACCCCAGGGGUAUUAAGGCUCAGGAGUGGGCAGCAGUCGGGGAGAGACAGAACUGGGGGAAAGGGAUGGUUGUGGGUCCUUCUGUUUCCAAGAUCCUGAACAUUGAGGCGAUGGCAGGGUGUAGACUCAGGCAGAGAGGAUUGUGGGAGGAAUCUGUUUUUGCUCCACCUCUUUUUGAGUGAAGAGAGGACAAACCUUGGGUCACAGGGCUAGUAGAUCGUGGACCACAGAAUAGCAGAUGAGAAAAGGCUUGGGUUGGAGUGAAAUUUUGGUCUCAGACACCAGGAGAGACCAGAGUCUCUGAGGAUGAAGUUUCCCAACCCUAUUUGUAGGGAAAAGGACUUGGGUGCAGGGAAAAUUCAAAUCCCAGGCCCUGGAAAAUAGUAAAAUAAUCAAAGGGUUUUCCAUUUCACUCCACUUGUUAGUUUAUCUUGGCACUGAAGAGGCACUUUCAAGUAUCUUAACUUUUGCCAUUGGGUGGGGUGGGGACAGCUGCUCGCGAAACAGCCCCCACCCCCAGUCGGCUGCUUCCAGAGUAAGCAGUCUUUAUGGGCUUUCUCUGAGGCCCAGUCACUGCUCCUGGGACCCAGUGCCCUGGAGGGGAGGUGGAAAAUCAGUGCUACGGGGCCAGUCUUUCCCGUGGCUGCCACCAGCGAAUGAAACUUUUGUAUGAUACAUAAAGUGCUUGAGUCUAUUUUUAAUAAAAAGGGAAAAAGCAACUUGA
Molecule: messenger RNA, 2096 nt
Organism: Symphalangus syndactylus (siamang)
Lineage: Eukaryota; Metazoa; Chordata; Mammalia; Primates; Hylobatidae
Gene: YPEL4
Product: yippee like 4
Source: RefSeq, a predicted model, not a curated record